Messenger RNA from Seriola aureovittata, 4098 nucleotides. Its product is annotated as protein NLRC3-like. Lineage: Eukaryota; Metazoa; Chordata; Actinopteri; Carangiformes; Carangidae. The transcript is spliced from 10 exons. Gene Ontology annotation, molecular function: protein binding. The record is from RefSeq and is a predicted model, not a curated record. Bases 142 to 3207 code for a protein of 1021 amino acids.
UACACUGUGUGUUUGUGGUAUUCCCUGUUAUUUUGGGGUGUGACUCUUGAACAGACCUGUUUAUCCUGAUCUUGUGUUUGUGAGCUCACAGUCAGUGUUACUGGUUUUCCUCUCAGACUGGCUGAAGUCCAGUCUGAGAGGAUGAGUGAUUGUGUGGAGGAAGAGGAGGACAGAGCAGAGUCUCCACGACCCAGCUGUCUGUCCUUCAAGAGUGACUGUUCCAAAGAUGAAAGUCCAUACUUCAGUAAUGAACCUGGACCCUCGGACACAAAAACAAGACCUGGACUGCAGACAGCCAGUCAGACCAGCACUGAACAAACAGAUAGUGGUCUGCAGGAGGUUUUACAUCAACAUAAGAUCAGUCUGAGGAGCAGAUGUGAACAUGUGACUGAAGGAACUGAUGGAACAGGAAGUGGAACCCUCCUCAACAGGAUCUACACUGAGCUCCACAUCACAGAGGGACAGAGUGAAGAGGUUAAUACCCAACAUGAGGUGAGGCAGCUGGAGACAACUUCCAAGAUGGAGACCCUCCAUGACGCUCCAAUCAGGUGCCACGACAUCUUUAAAGUCUCACCUGUCCAACAGAGACACGACAUCUUUAAAGUCUCAGCUGACCAGCAGAGACCCAUCAGAGUGGUUCUGACCAACGGCGUCGCUGGCGUUGGAAAAACCUUCUCAGUGCAGAAGUUCUCUCUGGACUGGGCAGAGGGCUUGGAGAACCAAGAUGUCAGUCUGCUGGUUCUGCUUUCGUUCAGGGAGCUGAACCUGAUCAGAGAUCAGCAGUACAGUCUUCUCAGGCUGCUCCAUGUUUUCCAUCCAACAUUACAGAAGGUCACAGCAGAGCAGCUCGCUGUCUGUAAAGUUCUGUUCAUCUUUGACGGCCUGGAUGAAAGCAGACUGUCACUGGAUUUCAACAACAGGAAGUCUGUGUCUGAUGUCACACAGGAGUCAUCAGUCAACGUGCUGCUGACAAACCUCAUCAGGGGGAAUCUGCUUCCCUCGGCUCUCGUCUGGAUAACUUCCAGACCUGCGGCGGCCAAUCAGAUCCCUCCUACAUGUGUGGACAGGGUAACAGAAGUACGAGGCUUCACUGACGCCCAGAAGGAGGAGUACUUCAGGAGGAGAUCCAGUGAUGAAGAGCUGUCCAGCAGAAUCAUCUCACACAUCAAGACGUCCAGGAGCCUCCACAUCAUGUGUCAAGUCCCAGUCUUCUGCUGGAUCACUGCUACAGUUCUGGAGCACAUGUUGACCACAGACCAGAGAGGAGAGCUGCCCCAGACCCUGACUGACCUGUUCUCACACUUCCUGCUGGUUCAGACACAGAGGAAGAAGAACAAGUACCAUGAGGGACGUGAGACGAGUCCACAGGAGCUGACGGAGGCUGACGGGGAAGUUCUUCUGAAGCUGGGGAGGCUGGCGUUUGAACAUCUGGAGAAAGGAAACAUCAUGUUCUACCAAGAAGACCUGGAGCAGUGUGGUCUUGAUGUCACAGAGGCCUCGGUGUACUCAGGACUUUGUACUGAGAUCUUCAGAAGAGAGAGUGUGAUCUUCCAGAAAACAGUCUACUGCUUUGUUCAUCUGAGCGUUCAGGAGUUUCUGGCUGCAGUCUACAUGUUCCACUGUUACACCAACAGGAAGACAGAGGUCCUGGAGAACUUCCUGGGAGAAGACUACAGUGACUCAUCCCUGGAUUUCUUCCUGAGGGCAGCCAUGGAGAAAUCUCUUGAAAGUAAAAACGGUCACCUGGACCUGUUUGUUCGCUUCCUUCAUGGCCUCUCUCUGGAGUCCAACCAGAGACUCUUAGGAGGUCUGCUGGGUCAGACAGAGAACAGUCCAGAAACCAUCCAGAGAGCCAUCAACAACCUGAAGAAGAUGAAUACUUAUAAAACCUCUCCUGAAAGAAGCAUCAACAUCUUCCACUGUCUGAUGGAGAUGAAGGAUCACUCAGUUCAUCAGGAGAUCCAAGAGUUCCUGAAGUCAAAGAACAGAUCAGAGGAGAAACUCUCUGAGAUCCACUGCUCAGCUCUGGCCUACAUGCUGCAGAUGUCAGAGGAGGUUCUGGAGGAGUUGGACCUGGAGAAGUUCAACACAUCAGGGGAGGGACAACGGAGACUGAUCCCAGCUGUGAGGAAUUGCAGGAAGGCUGUACUUACUAAUUGUGGAAUCUCAGAGAUUCACUGUGAAAUUCUGGCCUCAGCUCUGAGGUCCAACCCCUCCCACCUGAGAGAACUGAACCUGAGUGGAAACUACAACCUGCAGGAUUCAGGAGUGAAGAUCCUGUCUGCUGGAUUGGAGAGUCCGAACUGUGGACUGGAGACUCUGAGAUUAUGGAACUGCAGUUUGUCAGAGAUCAGCUGUUCUUCUCUGGUCUCAGCUCUGAAGUCCAACCCCUCCCACCUGAGAGAACUGGAGCUGAGUAGAAACAAGCUGCAGGAUCCAGGUGUGAAGCAGCUGUGUGGUUUUCUGGAGAGUCCAGACUGUCGACUGGAGACUCUGAGUUUGAGGUCCUGCAGUUUGUCAGAGAUCAGCUGUUCUUCUCUGGCCUCAGCUCUGAAGUCCAACCCCUCCCACCUGAGAGACCUGCAGCUGAGUGGAAACUUCCUGCAGGAUUCAGGAGUGAAGCAGCUGUGUGGUUUUCUGGAGAGUCCAGACUGUGGACUGGAGACUCUGAGGUUGAUGGACUGCAGGUUGUCAGAGAUCAGCUGUUCUUCUCUGACCUCAGCUCUGAAGUCCAACCCCUCCCACCUGAGAGAACUGCAGCUGAGUCUCAACAAGCUGCAGGAUCCAGGAGUGAAGCAGCUGUGUGGUUUUCUGGAGAGUCCAGACUGUCGACUGGAGAUUCUGAGACUGAGUUCCUGCAGUUUGUCAGAGAUCAGCUGUUCUUCUCUGGCUUCAGCUCUGAAGUCCAACCCCUCCCAUCUGAGAGACCUGCACCUGAGAGGAAACGACCUGCAGGAUUCAGGAGUGAAGCAGCUGUGUGGUUUUCUGGAGACUCUAGACUGUAGACUGGAGACUCUGAGACUGAGUUCCUGCAGAUUGUCAGAGAUCAGCUGUUCUUCUCUGGCCUCAGCUCUGAAGUCCAACCCCUCUCACCUGAGAGAACUGGACCUGAGUGGAAACGAGCUGCAGGAUUCAGGAGUGAAGCAGCUGUGUGAUCUUGUGGAGAGUCCAGACUGUCGACUGGAGACUCUGAGCAGGGAGUGGUGAAGCGCGUGUGUUCAGAGAGGAUGAGCCGUGUCCUGAUGAUCCAGAUGUUGAAGCAGCAUCAGCAGCUGGUGUGUAGAGAGGCUCUGAUUGGACCAUGGUACUAGGAGGAGGAGAGGAGAGCUUCAUCCAGCAGUGACUGACAGAGGAAUCAGAAGAAGUGGAGAUGAAUCUCAGUGCUGCAGUCUGAACUGAUCUGAGAACAGCUCCACUGUCACACACAGUGUAGAUGGUGUUUAUGACAACAUCAAUGUAAAUUGACACAAAAUUCAAAGACAGAAAGUCUAAGUUACACUACUAAGAAACACUACAUUACUAAUGGUCCUGACCAAAUGACCUAAGAAAAUCAAAAUAUUACUGGGAAAUUUUAGGUCAUGGGUUCAAUUGUGAUAUUCACUAAAUCCUGAAGUCUAAAGCUCCAAGUAAUCAAGAGUCUCUGAGUGUCACACAGCCUCAGUGAUGGAAAUAUUCACUGACAAUCUCAAUAAAUGGAGGACGACUGUGUCUGGAUUUUUGUGUAAAAUCAGCAUCACUAUCUUUUAUUUUGUAUAUGAUAUUCGUUGUAAAAAGAGAAAAAUCAGAACAAACUCAAUUUAUUGAAGUUCGUACUUAUUUACUAAUUCAUCACAUGUCUGUAGACAUGUAAAGCAUCAAGCAAUCAUCAGAGAUCAUUUUAAUAGCUGGUAUUAGUUUCUGUCGUAAUCAAAGACUGGUCACUCGUGUUUCCGGCCCUUUAUUUUGACAUUUCCGUUUUGGUAUCCAUGUGUAACGGGUUUUUUCUUCUUACUUGAUAAUUAUCCGUUUUAGAUUAGAAGAGGAGAUUUAAAUGUUACAUAGUGAGGACAGGUUGUCGGUCGAGUAGCAAUCAUGGAAUAAAAUUAAUUUUUUAUACUG